Prunus armeniaca (apricot) is the source of this 762-nucleotide messenger RNA. The record is from the annotation of a GenBank genome assembly. NCBI's taxonomy places the organism in Eukaryota, Viridiplantae, Streptophyta, Magnoliopsida, Rosales, Rosaceae.
AUGGUCGAUGCAACCACAGGUCAUGAAGCCUUAUCUUUCAUGGAUGGUUCAUCUGGAUACAAUCAAAUAAGAAUGCCGCCAGAGGACGAAGAACUCACGGCUUUUCGCACUCCAAAAGGAAUUUACCGUUACAAGGUGAUGCCAUUUGGCCUCAAGAAUGCAGGUACGACCUAUCAACUUGCAAUGCAAAAGAUCUUUGGUGACAUGCUUCACAAGAAUGUCGAGUGCUACGUUGAUGACCUGGUGAUCAAGUCAAAAAGAAGAGAAGAUCACUUGAAAGACUUGAGAAUGGUGUUUAACAGAUUGCGGAAGUACCAACUCAAGAUGAACCCUUUGAAGUGUGCUUUCGGCGUCACGUCAGGUAAAUUUCUUGGUUUCAUCGUUAAACAUCGAGGCAUCAAAGUAGACCAGACUAAGAUUAAAGUGAUCCGAGAUAUGCUCGAGCCAAGAAAUUUACAUGAGUUGAAAAGUUUACAAGGGCGUCUCGCGUUUAUUUGGCGAUUCAUCUCAAACUUAGCAAGGAGGUGUCAGCCAUUCAGUCGCCUUAUGAAAAAAGAUGUUCCAUUUGUUUGGGAUGAAGCUUGUCACAAUGCCUUUGAAAGCAUAAAGAAUUACCUAUCGAGUUCACCACUGUUAGGAGCUCAUAUUCCAGGCAAACCACUCAUAUUGUACAUUGCGGCUCAAGAAAGAUCAAUUGGAGCCCUUUCAACAUAUGAAGAGUAUUCGUUGCAGGACACCAGUACUCGCAAAAGGCUUGAAUGA